This is a messenger RNA of Capsella rubella, 1432 nucleotides long. Its product is annotated as cysteine-rich receptor-like protein kinase 11. The record is from RefSeq and is a predicted model, not a curated record. The transcript is spliced from 4 exons. The coding region runs from base 1 to 1365 and encodes 454 amino acids. Gene Ontology annotation, molecular function: protein kinase activity; ATP binding. NCBI's taxonomy places the organism in Eukaryota, Viridiplantae, Streptophyta, Magnoliopsida, Brassicales, Brassicaceae. Gene Ontology annotation, biological process: protein phosphorylation.
AUGAAGCAGAGACUUAUAUUCUCAAUCCUCUGUUUUGGCCUUAUAAGCUUCCGUGCUGCUUCAGAGAUAGCACAAACAUGCACGAGUGACCAGGGGACUUUCAGACCCAACGGUACUUACGAUGCAAAUCGCCGUCUCAUCCUCGCUUCUCUUCCUUCCAAUGUCACGGCACAAAACGGCUUCCUCUACAACACCUCCAUCGGACAAGAACCAAACCGUGUCUACGGAGUAGGGAUGUGCAUGCCAGGAUCAGUUCAAGAGGACUGUUCUCGUUGUCUCAAGUAUGCGUCAGACUGGUUGAUAGGGAGCUGUCCUAAUCAGAUAGCUGCGUAUAUUUGGUAUAUUUGGUCAUCUGAUCCAAAGCUCUGUUAUGUGCGCUACUCCAACAGCUCUUUCUCAGGAUCUGCCGAUCUUGAACCAAAGUAUGUAGUCUACUUCACUGCGGAUAUCACCUCAAAUUUAACAGAGUUCAAGAUGAUAUGGGAAGGAUUAACACUAAGUAUGAUUUCUGCAACCUCAGCUUCAAAGAACACACCAUCAUCUAGUAAUAACCAUUACAAAGCUGAUGUUGCAACCUUCACCAAAUUCCAGAAUAUAUACGCUGUGAUGCAAUGCACACCAGAUUCUUCUAAUGUUGAUUGUGACAACUGUCUACGAGAAAGCGUGUCUGACUACCAGUCAUGCUGUGGCCACAAGAUAGGAGGCUAUACUAUGCGGCCAAUUUGCUUCUUCCGGUGGCAAUUUUAUCCAUUCUGUAACGUUUUUGAUAACAUUACAAUAUUGGCUUCUCCUCCUCCUCCUACGCUGGAACAUCCUUCUUUAGCUGUCGACCAAUCUAACGCGACAAAAAAUGGUAAGUGCUUUCAAAGCUGUGAGAAAUGGAAAAAUCUCAAAAAAAAAGCUAUUGUGGAAAUUGUUGUUCCCAUUGUAGUAAUCUUCAUCAUCAUCAUCAUUGUUUUGGUACUGCUUGCAAGGCGAUCUGCUAUACUUUGCUGGAGGAGAAAAACAUAUCAAGAAAUUGGUCUUGACCAGUCUGGUAUGACCAAUGUUCGCUCCAUCCAAUUCGAUUUGAAGACAAUUGAAGUUGCAACAGGAAAAUUUGCGAGGAUUAACAAGCUCGGUGAAGGUGGAUUUGGCGAAGUUUUCAAGGGUACUUUGUCUAAUGGAAUAGAAGUUGCAGUGAAAAGGCUAUCGGAAACAUCAGCACAAGGCGCACAAGAGUUCAAAAAUGAGGUUGUUGUUGCAAAACUUCAGCAUAGGAACCUUGUCAGGCUUCUCGGAUUUUGUCUAGAAGGAGAAGAAAAGAUACUUGUUUAUGAGUUUGUCCCCAACAAGAGCCUCGAUUACUUCCUCUUUGGUAUGUGAACUUAGCAAAUUUUAUGUGUUCGUGAUAUUUUUUAUAAGCUUCUCUAAUUGACUGUUCUCGCUCCGA